CAAUCCACCCCCCACACAGCUGAAUGGCUUAGUGAUAGAGAUCAGUGCAGCUGAGCAUUUACCUGGAGGGAGGGAAAACAUGCACUGCCUUAAAAUCCUGAAGGUGAGGAACAACAAGACUCAGCAUGUCCUUCCAGUCAAAGCAGCUGAUGACUGUAGAAGUCUUUAAAGGAACACUUGGGAUUGUCACAGCUGAUACAGGAUGUGGAAAUCCUCAGGCGGCGAGCCGGAUUAUGGGCGGGCAGAAUGCCCAGGAGGGUCAGUGGCCGUGGCAAGUGAGUUUACGCCUCAACGGACAACACUUCUGUGGUGGAUCCCUUAUCAGUGAAUCCUGGGUGGUCUCCGCUGCCCACUGUAUUAAGAGUACUGUGACGACCUCCACACUCACCAUCCACCUGGGCUGUUAUCAACUUUCUAAACCAAAUUCCCAUGAGAUUUCUGUUAAGCCGAAAAGAUUCAUAAAAAAUCCUAUUUAUACAAACGUGGGCUCGUUGGGGGACAUCAGCCUCAUAGAGCUGGAGACUCCGGUCAACUAUACCGCCUUCAUCCUCCCGGUCUGCCUCCCUACCGCCAAUGUGGACUUCCCCAUGGGGAUGUACUGCUGGGUCACCGGCUGGGGCAGCAUCAGGUCUGGAGUGAGUCUCCUGAGCCCCCAGACUCUGCAGAAGGCCGAGAUCCCCCUGAUUGACACGCAGACCUGCGACUCGCUCUACCGUAUCCAUUCCGAUGUGAGCAGCUCUGAUCCCAAAAUCCUGAGUGAUAUGAUCUGUGCCGGGUAUAAAGCAGGGGGCACAGACUCUUGUCAGGGUGACUCCGGGGGCCCUUUGGUCUGCUCCCAGGGUGGACAGUGGUUCUUAGCCGGGCUGGUGAGUUGGGGAGAUGGAUGUGGAGAGGUAGACCGCCCUGGGGUAUACACCCGACUGACCACCUACCACGCCUGGAUUAAGCAGAAUGCUCCUGAGACGGAGAAGAACAUGGUGGACGUCAACUUUACCGGUGCCGUGAACAAAGACGCUUACCUGAGCAACGGUCAGAGUGGGACUAACCGAGCUACAUUUCCCAGCAUGUCAAUAUCGGCUUUAGUAAUGGCUGUUUUAUGUAUCGGCAUGUUAGUCUUCUUCUCGCCAGCUGCUCUCAUGAAGCCCCCAGCGGAGACCCUCCUUCUCACAUCUGCCCUGAUCAUUGAAAUCCUCUUGAGGGUGAAAAUGACGAAGGCUCAAACUUUGACUCUCGUUGGCCAAGAACAGCUUGGAAGCCGAUGUCUGUUCAGCUGGAAAAGCUUAUUCCCCGUCUUAUUCCUGACGCUGGGUGUUGUCCUGAAGGUGGCUUCCUGUACAGAAUGUGGUCAUCCGUCCAUAUCCCAGCGUGUUGUGGGGGGAGAGAGUAUUUCUUCAGGCAAAACGCCGUGGAUGGCAAGCCUCCUCCACAAUGGCUACCAUGUCUGUGGGGCGGCAGUCAUAUCCAGAACCUGCUUGGCCACCGCGGCUCAUUGUCUAAAUGGAAAAGAUCGCACAAAGCUCUCCGUCAUGCUGGGCACCAUGAACCUCACUGGUCCGAGCAGCACCAGAGUCACCAUAGAUGUAAAAGCCGUCACCCUUUACCCGGAAUACAAUGAAAUCGACUACUCUAGGGACCUUGCGAUGCUUGAAUUGAAGAAUCCCAUCAAUUUUACAAGCAACAUUCUUCCAAUCUGCCUCCCUGGGCCCAAUCAGAACUUUCCCGACGGGAAGAUGUGCUCCCUAACAGGCUGGGGGUCCAUUGCAGAAGGCGUUUCGUUACCUCAGCCAUACGCCCUACAGGAAGUGAAACUCCCUCUGAUAAAUUCCGAUACAUGUGAUCGCAUGUUCCUUGAGAAAUAUGGAGACAUGUACCCAGUGGGGACAAUCCGCAGUGACAAUAUUUGUGCCGGUUAUACCAACCAAAGAAAAGAUGGUUGCCAGGGAGAUUCAGGAGGUCCCUUGGCAUGCCAGGUAGGCGACACUUGGUUCCUGGUUGGGAUUGUCAGCUGGGGGGUUGGCUGUGCCACACCUGGCAUCCCUGGAGUCUACACCAAAGUCUCCAACUUCACCACUUGGAUGGUCGAACAGUGUAAUCUCAAUGACACCUUCAAAAAAAUUAACUCCACAACAGUAAAGACCACAACAGUAAAGACCACAACAGUAAAGACCACAACAGCAAAUACCGCAACAGCAAAUACCACAACAGCAAAUACCACAACAGCAAAUACCACAACAGCAAAUACCACAACAGCAAAUACCACAACAGCAAAUACCACAACAGAAAAGCCCACAACAGCAAAUACCACAACAGUAAAGCCCACAACAGAAAAGCCCACAACAGAAAAGCCCACAACAGUAAAGACUACACCAUGCUCCACUGCCAAAUUAUCCUCUCAACAGCCCAAACAGGCAGCUCAGGUCUUAGGUGCGGUCAAACAAACCACUGCUGCCAAUGGAGCCAACCUUGGAUCUUCUAUAACGAUGAGCCUUCUGAUUAUAUCUUCCAUAAUCGUCAAAAUACAGGACAUUCUGUUUUCCUCCUCGAACCCCAUAUCUUGUGGUGUCCCGGCAGUACCCUCCAGCCGUAUAGUUGGGGGUUCAGACUCUGUGGCCGGCGAGUGGCCCUGGCAGGUCAGCCUGCAGUACCGGGGCUCCCCUAUAUGUGGGGGGUCCCUCAUCUCCCCGCAGUGGGUGCUGAGUGCCGCACAUUGCUUUGACAGGAGUCACAGUCCUCGGGACUACAGGGUCCUCCUAGGAGGGUACCGGCUGGCAGUCCCCUCCCCCCAUGAGCUCCACUCCGGAGUAGAGACCCUGAUAACCAAUCCACAAUACAUGACUGUGGGCAACCCGGGGGACAUCGCCCUGCUGAAGAUGACCAGCGCCCUCAAUUAUACCAAUCAUAUCAUGCCGGUCUGUCUGCCAUCCUCCUCUGUCGUCUUCCCCUGUGGCAUGGACUGCUGGGUAACCGGCUGGGGGGCCACAUCUUCUGGAGUCAGCCUCCGGCACCCGCAAACGCUACAGAAGGUGAUGACGCCACUUAUUGACCACGUGACCUGUGAUCAGAUGUACCACGUGGGAGCCGGUGAAAGUAACAGCACGGCGAUCAUCCAGAGUGACAUGAUCUGCUCUGGGUACCCCCAGGGGCAAAAAGAUUCCUGCCAGGGGGACUCCGGCGGGCCUCUGGUGUGUCAUGUUGAGGGGGUCUGGUACCAGGCUGGCAUUGUAAGCUGGGGUGAGGACUGCGCUCUACCAUACCGCCCUGGGGUGUACACCUUGGUGACAGCUUACCAGUUAUGGAUGGAGGAAGAGGUCCCAGAGCUGACGUUCAUCAAUCUGACAAACAUACCGGAGCCCAGCGGAGUAUGUGGAGCAGAUGAGAUCCCCACCCCCGAGAGUACAGGUGAGAUCCCCACCCCCGAGAGUACAGGUGAGAUCCCCACCCCCGAGAGUACAGGUGAGAUCCCCACCCCCGAGAGUACAGGUGAGAUCUCCACCCCCGAGAGUACAGGUGAGAUCUCCACCCCCAAGAGUACAGGUGAGAUCCCCACCCCCGAGAGUACAGGUGAGAUCCCCACCCCCGAGAGUACAGGUGAGAUCUCCACCCCCGAGAGUACAGGUGAGAUCCCCACCCCCGAGAGUACAGGUCACCCUCAGGAAAAGCCGGAGUGGAGGCUUGAGGCUGGGAAGGACCUGGAUCCUCUAGGAUCUCCAAGAUUGGAGAAACAGACCCGUCAGUUGUCUCCCACAUCUGUGAUCUCCAACCUUACUACACCGGCCCAGCCAACCUGUGGCACACCGCUCAUCAACAAUCGAAUAGUUGGUGGUACAAACGCAGCUGACGGAGCAUGGCCAUGGCAGAUUAGCUUGCGCUAUCAAGGCUCCCACAUUUGUGGUGGCUCCUUGAUCUCCAACCAAUGGGUGAUGACUGCUGCCCAUUGUUUUGAAUAUUCUUCCAACCCAUCAGACUACACGGUUGUUAUGGGAGCGUACAAGCUUAGCGUCACCAAUUCUCACCAGAUUACAUCCACUGUGCAGAAUCUCACCAUCAACUCUCUAUGGAGCGGCGCCGGGACCCCCGGAGACAUUGCGUUAAUCCAACUCUCCAACCCCAUCACUUAUAACGAGUACAUUCUGCCUGUGUGUGUGCCAUCAUCAUCCAUAGACUUCCCAGCGGGCAUGAACUGCACUGUGACUGGAUGGGGCAAUAUCGGGACUGGCGUAUCGCUGCCAUACCCGGGAAUCCUCCAGCAGGUGACAGUACCACUUAUCAGCAACAGUCAAUGUGACGCGAUGUACCACAUUGGUUCCGGCCUCAGUAACAGUAUAAUCAUCGUCCCCAGUGACCAGAUCUGUGCCGGGUACAAGGCUGGAAAUAAAGACUCCUGCCAGGGAGACUCUGGGGGUCCUUUGGUCUGUCAAGUUAAUGGUCGCUGGUAUCAAGUUGGCAUUGUCAGCUGGGGAGAUGAGUGCGCCCUACCUAACCGGCCCGGAGUUUACACCUACGUCCCUGACUAUUAUAAGUGGAUCUAUUCCUAUGGAGCCACUCGAUCCUACUCAUCUGCGUCAGUUUUCACUGCGUCCCUGCUGAUGCUUCUGAUUUGCUUACUCUUGCACAUGUGAAGGAACGGUUGGGGACUGGAAGACAGAAAAGCUUUCUUUUUUUUUAAUUCACUAUUUAAAUGAAAACUACAAACAAGCAAAGAACAUUUGUGUGGAAACUGGAUGGUCAUCUUCCAUAUGGUGCUCAAUGUUAACGAUAAGACAUAAUAGAUCUUGUGUUUUUUUUUUUUUUUGUUCUACCCGUGUGCAUUCUGAGGUGCACAUUGGUCACUUACAUUUCAGGGUAUGAAUAGUGAUUUUAUUUUGUACAACAUCACGACUUCAAAAACUGUCAGAACCUAUGAAGUCAGGGCCAACUCCGUGCCAUCAACCAUAAGCAGCCCAACCUAGCUAGUUUUUUUUUGGCCAAGACCAUCUCAAGCAGUAGUUAACCAAUAGUACAAUAUCACAACCUUAAUAACUGUUAAGGCCCAUACACACGGCCGGACUUUUUGACAACAAACUUCAAAAUUCCCAGGUUUUCCAAAAAAUCCUACCAU
Messenger RNA from Rana temporaria (common frog), 5098 nucleotides. RefSeq lists its product as uncharacterized. Gene Ontology annotation, molecular function: serine-type endopeptidase activity. The transcript is spliced from 22 exons. Bases 126 to 4619 code for a protein of 1497 amino acids. The record is from RefSeq and is a predicted model, not a curated record. Gene Ontology annotation, biological process: proteolysis. Lineage: Eukaryota; Metazoa; Chordata; Amphibia; Anura; Ranidae.